AUGAUUCAACUGGAGUGUCCUCUUAACAAAAAACAAAAGGUCUCGGUGAUAAGAGACUUUCCACAUGGUUGUGGUACUCAAUAUUCUGUUAAGAAUCAGAGAUGUGGGGUCGGUAGUGAAGCUGUUGCGGUCACAAUUGAGAAAAGAGAAAAUUUGAAUGUUUCUGAAGUUGUUGGUGUUGCUUAUCAGAAUAACCAUCAUAAGGAAGUUGAAUCGGUUGAUAUGAAGAAAGCAGGAUUCAGUGUAGUAAGUAAUGGCAGUGUCGGGAGCAGAAGUUUUGUUUCAGCAAAGAGGAAGUUUUCUUCUUGUCGUGGAAGUAAGGUUAAACUUUUAAGUAUGGAGGAAAGUAUUGAGCUAAUUGAUUCUCAGAGGACAAGAGGACAAGUUUCAUAUACUUCUCGUAGCAAUCAGAGAAAGCCUUUGCAGAAACAGAAAAACUCUCUGAAGAAAAAUAAGAAGAAGAAGAUUCUGAGUAAUGGAGAUGCAUUCAGAGCAAAGACUCAUAAACAAACUCAAGACAGACAGCCAAACAAACUCACUGGACUCAACCAAGCCAUGCAACAAAACAGGAUUAACAAAGUUCUUAGCCCACGAGAGAAAGUUCUCGAGGUGUUGCAUAGAUAUCAACUUGUGUUUAAUGAGCUGGAUCGGGAGAAGGCAGAGCGGAGUGGAGAACCAAAGAUUGCAAGGAGUCAGAUAGAUUUAAAGACAAGGGCUAUUCUCAUAAAAGAAGGGGAGCAAGUGAACAGUCAAAAGAUGAUUGGACCAGUCCCUGGAAUCGAAGUUGGUGAUGAGUUUGAAUACAAAUCAGUACUCAGCUUGAUCGGUCUCCAUUUCGACCUCAUGGGAGGGAUUGAUUACAUGUGCAGAGGAAACUUGAAACUAGCUACGAGCAUUGUAUCAUCGGAAGAUAAUGGUUACAAUGACAGAUUCGUGUCUGAUGUGAUCAUUUACACCGGAGAAGGAGGUUACAUGAUGACCAAGGAUCAUGAAGUAGUUAAAGAUCAGCAGCUGGUUAAUGGCAACGAGGCUCUAGCUAAUAGCAUGAAGGAAAAGACUCCAGUGAGACUGAUACGUGGAGAGAAGAGAUUGAAACAGAGUGGAAAGAAGGUGUAUGUCUAUGAUGGGUUGUAUUGGGUUAAUGAUUAUUGGAAAGAGAGAGAAGUUAAAGGUAAUAUUGUGUUUAAGUUUAAACUUUGUAGGAUUUCUGGUCAACCUCAUGUCCACUUGAAACAUCGGUGUGAAAUGAAAAGAGUAUCAUCAGAUCAGCUUCAGUUUCCUGGUGCUGAAUCUGAUGAGGAAGAGGAUGAGAUGGUCGACGGUUCGCCAAGUGAGGCGAAUAAGGCUCAUCUCGAUGGUGUGGAGGUCGCGAGUCUCCAUGGUUGUGGUUCGGAUGAUCUGGCCAAACUAGAUGAUUGGAAUCACGCCUGGAAGGUGAUUCACAUGCACAGGGAGCUUCACACAGGUUGCAAAACCUUCGCUCAGGGGUAG
This is a messenger RNA of Eutrema salsugineum, 1491 nucleotides long. RefSeq names its product YDG domain-containing protein At5g47160. The transcript is spliced from 2 exons. NCBI's taxonomy places the organism in Eukaryota, Viridiplantae, Streptophyta, Magnoliopsida, Brassicales, Brassicaceae. The record is from RefSeq and is a predicted model, not a curated record. Bases 1 to 1491 code for a protein of 496 amino acids.